AUGUGGCUUUUUGAACUGGGACCGCUGCACAAGAAGCAGCUUGGAUCUAUUUGUGACGGUGACAUCAACCCCGCUGCCUGUACCAUCAAAUACAGGACAUCUCACAUCAUCUACAGUAACGGCAAAACACAGUACGUCAGCGGAGGCAGCUGCAGCUCACCCGGAAAGUGUGUCAGCUGUAAUGCAGGCUUCUAUGCCAGCCCGGAGCGCUGCAGAAUGUGCACUGCCAUCAGCAACUGCGACCUCGAGGAGUGCACCAGCAGCACAAACCAGGCGUGUAGUCGUUGUGACGGUGUUGUGUCUGAGCAGGCAGGACACAGGGCAUACGUGGCAUCGUCCAACAAGAAAUCCUGUAUCAAGGCAUGUUCGUGGCGGAGUGACAGCACCUGGUGCUAUCCAGGGACCUGCAGAUCGGAGUACGCCAGCAACUGUGCCUGUACCAGUGGCUUCACAGGGAAGAACUGCCAGACUAUUACAACAAAGCCCACAAUACACUACAACAUCCUGCGACUGACGGCCAGCAAUGGUGACACAGCCGAAGCACCUCCAAACAUCAACAGUGGUCCAUCCCAGUCCACGAAAUGGUCCAACAUCAACUCUCCAUCCAGAAUGUACUACAAGUUCACGUCUGACUAUAAAGCAACACCCCCAACCGCACAUGCAUUCAUUGAAGGCUUCAAAGUGGGCAUUGUCAGCGGUACAACUACCAUCAAACUUAAGAGAGGUGGACGUGUGACCUCGACGAAGACAUUCAACUGCGGUGGAGCCAGCAGAACCAGCCCCGACACAAACCUGUACACGUGUGAAGGAAACCCCACAGGAUCGUCUGUACUACCUCUACCCUUUCAACACAAAGACGCUAUCGAAUUCUCCUAUGCAACAAGCAAUGGAGGGAACGUCAAGGUCCGGAACAAGGAGAGUAAUACACUGGCAACCCACUACUACAGUGGUGCCACACAGACCCACACCUUUACGAUGACCAUUGACCUGGUGGAUCCCUAUCACUGUACUGGCUCUACUGCCUGUGUUGGCAGCAUGCUGACCGCUCCCAAUAUCAUCAAAACUUCCACAGCCUCCUUUCGCUGGAGUGGCUGGGCCGAUGCUGAUGCAGGUGUCGACCACUUUGUGAGGGAAGUGUAUGAGCUCCACGCCGUAGGGGCUGAACUCAGAGUGAAACGUCAGGUCGACACUAAAACGUUAACCAGUUCAACGACAUCCAACAGCUACACACUGACAUCUGCGGGCGUGUACUCCGUAGUCCUUUCUGCCUACGACAAGGCAGGUAAUCACAGAAGUGCUAGAAGGAUCUUCAUGUACGAUGGCACGUCCGCUGUAACAGUUCAGGCUAAUAAACAACUCCGUGUGACGACAGCAUCAUCAGCAACGUCAGAAUGGCAAACUACGUCAUCAGCAGUGACCGUGGACUGGACCAACAGAUUCAUCAACACCGUGCAUCACAACAACAAGUGGCUGCAGCGGGUGGCUUCUGUUGCUGGUCUCGGCUCCGACUAUGAUGACAACGAAGGUGAUAGAAGAGUCUCUGCCAUCAGUAAUGUUCAAGAAGUAUCAGCAGUUAAAAGCCUGGAGGAUUCAACGAACGCCAGCUUAGCGUUAGCAGUCCACGAUGGAGCCUCCACGCAGUUUCAGCGUCUCAGCAGGAAGGAUUCUAACACAGAAGUAGAUCCAGUCAUUCUCCAGCAUUCUACAGACUGCGCAGAUACGGAUCUUCCAACUUGGACUUUCAUCAACCUGCGCGAGGCACUCACGGGAGGAGUCAGCAUGUCCCGCUGUUCAAUGAUAGCAGAUUUCUCCCUCAUCAUACGGAGCCCUUCAUGA
Messenger RNA from Haliotis rubra (blacklip abalone), 1836 nucleotides. RefSeq lists its product as uncharacterized. NCBI's taxonomy places the organism in Eukaryota, Metazoa, Mollusca, Gastropoda, Lepetellida, Haliotidae. The transcript has 11 exons. The record is from RefSeq and is a predicted model, not a curated record. The coding region runs from base 1 to 1836 and encodes 611 amino acids.